Messenger RNA from Suillus fuscotomentosus, 1051 nucleotides. RefSeq lists its product as uncharacterized. The transcript is spliced from 2 exons. Lineage: Eukaryota; Fungi; Basidiomycota; Agaricomycetes; Boletales; Suillaceae. The record is from RefSeq and is a predicted model, not a curated record. The coding region runs from base 177 to 998 and encodes 273 amino acids.
GUAAAAUUUUCCGCAAGACAUUGGAGUCCAUACGACGUAUAUUAAUUCAUAUUGGUCGCUGUCAUUCGCCGCAUCUCAUACCACCACCCAUUCACAAUGGCCCUGAUCAAUCAUUGCCGUGCAAAACUCGCUUGGAGACGUCCUAUGCAUUCUCUCGCACAUUCAAUUCCCGCAAUAUGGAGUUUUAUUGGUACCCACUGUGGUGCCAGACACUCUUCAAUCUUGUGGCAGAUGAGCCAAAUUUGAUCAUAGCGCCUCAAUUUCCAGUUUGGAUCGUAGAGCACAACGACCGACUCGAAGGUGCAGAUGAUGGUGACGAUCCUGCAGAGGUAGAGGAGAUCAAACAGACGCUCGAGGGAGAUCAGGCUGUUGCAUGCGGUAUGCAAGUCCCAGGUGAUGACAUCAAAGAAGAUGUCGGAGACCAUGAGCCUGACUCGGAGGUCGGGGACAUUUCUUUUGCACCAACCGUCCCGGAAAAGGAUGCUAGGAGCGUUCUGGUGGAUUUUGCGGUUGUUAGUCUGACAGCAGUGCCUCGGUCAGAGGAAAGGCUUCGUUAUGGAGGGUGGCGGAUAACGGCAGCAAACACUUGCCUUCUCGUGGAAGUGAAAAGAUUUGCGAGCAGGAGUCUGAUAAAGAACGAGCUGGAUGCGGAGAUUAAGGGGUAUAUUCAGGAGGCUAGGUCCGAUUUGAUGGUACAAGCAGGAUAUAUUUUUCUCCAAGAUAAAACCAAAGAUUCUGUCAUGGCCAUCGCCGCAGCAGGUCCUUAUUGGAGCGGUGCCACAAUUCAUCGCGAUAACGUCGAAGCCAUUAUGGAUUCUCUGUCAAGCGAUGAUCCGAGCUAUCGACCUCCUGGCGAACAACUCUCUGAUAAGCCGCCGAAGUGGAACAAGAUUCUUCGCCUUGAUGGCACAUCAUCCACAGCAGCUUCGGAAGCCCGCUUUCGUACCAUUUGCAAGAAGAUGAGGGAAAUGAGAGAUCAAAAAACGAACGCCAAUUAACGUGAUGUUUACUGGGCAGUGGGGAGCGUUGUUGUGAACUUGGGCUUUGAAUU